Antechinus flavipes (yellow-footed antechinus) is the source of this 795-nucleotide messenger RNA. RefSeq names its product secretin (gene SCT). Gene Ontology annotation, biological process: positive regulation of pancreatic juice secretion; negative regulation of gastrin-induced gastric acid secretion; brain development. Gene Ontology annotation, cellular component: extracellular region. Lineage: Eukaryota; Metazoa; Chordata; Mammalia; Dasyuromorphia; Dasyuridae. Gene Ontology annotation, molecular function: hormone activity. The record is from RefSeq and is a predicted model, not a curated record. The coding region runs from base 211 to 774 and encodes 187 amino acids. The transcript is spliced from 6 exons.
CCAAGCACUGGGGUCAGGCGGCCGCCUGGGAGGAGAAGGCAAAAUAGAAACGGAGAAGGGAGAAGAAGUCCGCCGGGAGGUGAGAGCCAGUGAGCUUUCUGCCGAGGCCGACCCCUGAGCCCGCGCUCCCUCCUUCUCAGGAGCUCCGAGAGCUCAGCCGUCGGACGUUUCGAAUAUCCCGUGUCUCCCGGCGCACAACCCUCAGUCCCCAUGGCCAAAGGAGUCGGGGCCCUCGUGAUCCUCUUUGCCUUCUUGAUCCAAGGAUCUUCUUCGCUCCCGGCUCCUCAGAGGACUCAGCGCCACAUGGACGGCGCCUUCACCAGCGAGCUGAGUCGCCUGAGGGAGAGCGCUUUCGUCCAGAGCCUGGUCCGCGCGCUGGUCGGCCUGGGGCCCAGCCCGCUCCGCUGCCUCCCCAGGACCCAGAGACACUCAGACGGCGCCUUCACCAGCGAGCUCAGUAAAAUAAGAGGAAACGCCCAGGUGCACCGCCUUAUUCAGCAGCUGGUGGGUAAGCGCAGAUCAGUCAGAGAGCCGGAGGAGGUGACUGGAAGGAGCGGGGAAAAUGGGCCCCUCGCCUCGGCCCAGGACAAUUCGCCCUGCCUGAAGUGGCUUCGAAUGUGCCUCCCACAGAACGGUGCAGAACUUGGAGGGAGAUCCCUCGGAAGCAACUGUCUCUGGCAAGUCGCUCCGUGGCCAGAAGCUGAGGCUGAAGGGAAAGGAGCCUCUCCCGGGGAGGGCGCCCAAAGGCAAAGCGCUCGCUGUCUGACUCAGUAAUAAAGGAGCAUCUGAUACAGA